AUGGCAGACCAGGCUGACGAGAUUCUGGGCGCGUACAAGACAGCACUAGAGAAUGGUGUGUUCCUGGUGGGACAUCUGUUCAAUGCCGGACGGGGCCAUGGAGCCACCGACAGUGCGAAGCAUCCAGUCUGGAACAACGUCACGAAUUUUGUGAUCACCUCAAUGACGCUUGCUACUGACCUCACCCUGGAAGAGAAUCAACAGGCUCAACGUACUCUCACCAACGUGGUUGAUGAGACUUUCAGAAAGGCCUCGCCGCACGCAAUUUCCUACGUCAAUGAGGGCAAUCCAUUUCAACCCAAUUGGCAGGAUGCUUUCUGGGGACCUAAUUACGAAAGACUGGUGACAAUCCGCGAGAAGUGGGAUCCUAACAGGAUCUUUUAUUCUAUUGCCACUACUGGUACCGAGGACUGGGAGCAAAUUGAGGGGUUCACAAGACUGUGCAAGAAGCUUUGA
Messenger RNA from Trichoderma gamsii, 456 nucleotides. Its product is annotated as isoamyl alcohol oxidase. The coding region runs from base 1 to 456 and encodes 151 amino acids. NCBI's taxonomy places the organism in Eukaryota, Fungi, Ascomycota, Sordariomycetes, Hypocreales, Hypocreaceae. Gene Ontology annotation, molecular function: oxidoreductase activity; flavin adenine dinucleotide binding. The transcript is spliced from 2 exons. The record is from RefSeq and is a predicted model, not a curated record.